GCGCGGUUUCGGAGACAAGACACCCUCUACUGCCCAGCUCCUGUCCACUCAUCUUUGUGAAGCUCUGGCACGGUCUGAUUGACGCGAGAUGGCAGCCGACGACCCCGCACUGGGCGCUGGAGGGGCAUUCGCCCGCAUCGCUGCAGCCAAGAUUCUGGCAGCCAGGAAACGCAACAGGAUCAGACGACGGAGGAGCCUUUGGGAAGAAGCAGCCGCCCUCGUCUCCAAAGACGACCGCACACAUCUCGACUUUGCGCACGCCAGCGACCCCACACGCAUCCUGGGCGACAUCGAGACACAGGUGCACGAGGCGAAAAAGAAGCAAUGGCGAUUCCGCAGGCGCAAUGGAGAAGAGGUUACCGUUCGCGAAGUGUUUGAGAAAAUCGCAAACUGGGUUACCAAGUUUAAAGAGAUCGGCGAUAUCGCCUCGGGGAUUGAUCCCCUGCAUGUCGGGCUGCCGUGGGCGGCUGUGCGGUUCUUCCUUCACCUGGCCGUCAAUGAUGUCGAGAGGUAUAGUGCGAUGAUUGAAGGCGUCGAGGUCGUUUCGGGUAUCAUUGCACGAUACGCAGAGGUCGAGAAGGCCCAGUUGGUCGGGCGAUCGAAUCUCAAGACGCAGCUGGAGAAUGGGCUUGUGAAACUGUAUGCCUCAGUACUGAGCUACCUUGCCGAGGCAAAGAAAUAUUACGCGUCGUCUACUGGGAAGAGAAUGCUCAAGUCCUUGAAUCCCAACUCGGUAGAGGAACAGUGGCUCGGUCGCAUUGCCGCAGAGGACGAUGCGGCGCACAGGCUGGUGACGCUGGUGCAGGCGGAGAAUCAGACGAACCGACUCUCCUCGAUCCGGACAACAUUGGUCAACUUGGACGACAGACAAGAGAAGACGGCCAUUGUGGACAGUCGCAGGAGACUUCUGGAGCGUCUCGGCGCAACAUUUACGAACGACAACUACGACGGAUCGCUGUCCCUGCGACAGUCCGGGACGGCAAGCUGGAUCUUUGAGAGGGACGAGUUUCAGCAAUGGAUGAAAGGAGGGACUGAGUCGCGGUUCCUGUGGAUCUAUGGCCCUCCUGGCUUUGGCAAGACGGUCCUCGCCGCGAGUGUGGUUGAGCAUCUGCGGAAAGAGCGACCGAGCAGCACCGCGUACUUCUUCUGUGUCUCCGAAGACGAGGCCAAGCGAAAGCCGUGGGCAAUCCUCACGUCGUGGAUUGCGCAGCUCAUUGAACAGAACGAGAUUGCUGUCAAGGUCGCUAGCGAGUUGAUCAACAUGGAUGAUCAGCGCGCCAUCACGAGAACCGCGCAGUGGAAGCUGUUUGCCGGCCUCUGCGCUCAGAUCAACGGAUGUACGUUUGUGAUUGAUGGCUUCGACGAGUGUACCAGCCUCAAUACCACCUCGCGGUUCCACACGCACGAUGCUCGCGCCCAGUUCCUGCGCGAGCUGUUCGACGCGAUCAGCGAGGUCAAGGCAGAUGUGCUGUUGGUCAGUCGAGACACGGCCGAGAUUCGGUCGGAGAUCUUUCAGAACAGAGACCGAAGAAUUGAAGUGUUUUAUUAUGGGAUCGCGGAAAGCGACACGAAGCCCGACAUCCAAAUAGUCUCACGCCAUGUCGUCGACUUUAAGCUGCUCAAGAAGCCCGAGCAGGUCCGCACCGAACUGGCCGAAAAGGCUGCGGACAGGGCCGAGGGGAUGUUCCUUUGGCUGCAUUUGCUCUCGCAGAAACUCAAGCCCGGAGUCAACGCGAAGAAGCUGGAUGCUGUGGUGUCGCAGAUGCCGACGGGACUGGAGCAAGCCUACGAACGAGAUUUGAGGCAGAUAUCGACGCUUGAUGAGGAAGAGAGGGACCGAGCGAUCAACAUUCUACGAUGGGUGCUGUUUGCUGGACGACCACUCACCGUUAGUGAGCUGGUGGAAGCUCUGAUGUUGAGCGGCGAUCUGGACGACGACGAUUGUUACCCCGAGGAUGAGCUGCCGGACGAGUGGAAGACCAACUUGGUGGAUGAGGACUAUGCAAACGACGUUCUGCGCCAGCCAUUGGGCUCCUUGAUCGAGCUGAGGCGCCGCAACGAGGAUGAACCCCUGGCCGAUUACACGGUGCAUUUUGUGCACUACUCGGUCAAGGAGUAUCUGCUGCGACCGACAGCAAGCGGGCCACAGGACAUCGUUUUUCCGGAUAUGGACGCUGAAGAUGAUUUGCUUGCGCGAAGAUGUCUGCAGUAUCUUUGCUACGACGUGUUCGGGGGCGAGGAUGGACUCACAGAGGAGCAGAUGAGAUUUUAUCCUUUCUAUCGCUACGCCACGCGCAGCUGGUAUCAACAUGCCUGGGGUGACGGUGGAGACAUGUCUCCCGAACUGGUGUCGUGGGCAUGCAGGCUUCUCGACCCAGGAGCAUUUAAUUGGGUGUUAUGGGCAAAGGCCUACGAAGGCGAUGAGGAUCAUGGACGGUAUUCUAAUGACAAGCCCCAGGAGGCUGACUCCGAUGAGACAAGGGUCGACCAAACCAGUGCCGAGAAGAACGAUGAAUCUCGAAAGGAAGCAGAGGAACAUGAUGUACCGGAUCAGGCUGAGGAUGGCGCUCGCACCGCAAGAGAAACAGGCGCGAGCCCCAUGUACUACGCUUGCCUUCUCGGGCUCCUCGAUGUGGUGAAACGACUCCAUGCGGAUGGGUUGGAUAUCAACGUCCAGGGAGGACUAUUUGGUACUCCGCUGCAGGCCGCGAUUGUCAAGAUGCAGCGCCCGACAGUUCGGUAUCUCGUUGAGAACGGCGCCGACAUUGCCGUGCAGGGAGGAGGGGUGUAUACCUAUGCCAUUUGCGCAGCUGCCUGGGCUGGUGACCUUGAAAUCUUCGAGCUCCUGGUCGACCGUGGCACCGAUCUGGAAGCGAUCCAAAGAUCUCACCUACGACCCGUUCACUUUGCAACAUAUUCGCCGGAGCUCCUGCAGGUCUGCCUCGACAGAGGUGUUGACAUAGCUGUUCGAGACAGUGGGGGCCAUGAGCCGCUACACAUUGCAGCGCUACAUGGGAAUGCAGUCAGCGCGCGACUUCUCUUGGAUGCCGGUGCAAACAUCAAUGCCGUGGCCGCCAAUGGCGCGACGGCCUUGUUAAUGGCAGUGGAGGAUGAGCGGCGGUACGAUGUUCUGGUGUUUCUUCUCUCCCACGGUGCAGACACGGAGAUCGCCGAUGACAUGGGACGGACGCCGCUCAUCAGCGCUGCGGGUCUGGGGAAAGAGGAAACAGUCCGGGUCUUGUUAGAACACGGCGCAUCCACUAAGCGCGAAAUGUGCUACGGCUAUACGGCGCUGUUUGCGGCCCUGAGGGACCCAGGGCAUCCACGGAUAGUCCAGCUCCUGCUCAAGCAUGGGGCGGAGGUCGACCAUCGAGACAUUGACGGACUAACGGCGCUGCGGCUUGCCUGCGAUUGGGGAGACACUGAGAUCAUGUCCAUUUUACUGGAGCACGGCGCGGACGUCGACGCAGCAGAUCCUCACGGAAUGACUCCCCUGCUGUGCGCGGCGUCUGGAGGCUCAGAAGAUGCGCGGAAAUUGCUGCUGCAGCAUGGUGCAGAUAUCCUCCAACACGAUGGUCUGGGCGAAAGCGUUCUCGACUACGCCGUGCAGGGCGGACAACAUGACUUUGUUCAGUAUCUACUCGAGAAAGAUGUUUUGGCUGCGCACGUACCCGCAACAACGGCGGACACGAGACGGUUCAGAGAGGACAGAAUUAAGCUUACCAAGGCCAUUUACGCAAUGGAAGUGGAUGAGGUUGAAGCUAUACUUCGGGAUAUACCAUCGGAAAGUCUCGAGGCGGUGCUACGAGUCGCCCUCCACGCCGCAGCGAUCUCUGGCUCUCCUGAACUUACAAAGCUCCUGUUGGGGAAAGGUGCCAGUGCCAGAGACGUUGCCUCGUAUCAACGCACUGCCCUGCAUUACGCGGCAUUCAGUGGUCACUUUGAAAUUGUGCAACUCUUGCUCGAAGCCGACGCGGAUCCGUACGCCCAAGACCUUCAUCGCUCGCGACCGCUCAAUCUUGCCACCAAAAAUGGCCUGGAGAACAUCGAUACCGUCAAGCACCUGAUUAAAUAUUAUGGCUUCGGCCCUGACUACUCCCCAGCUACUCCUGCGCUGAUUGAAACAUGGACAACCAUGGCGGGAGAUCUUCGUGGAACCUACAGGCACAAUAACUGGAAACCGGGUGCCAAAGACGGCAUCACACUCACCAUCGUGCCCUGGGAUAUGAAGGAAGCUGAGGAUAAUUGCUCCCUGGGCCAGCGUCCGACCUUCAUUGGCACUGGGUCCGAUAGUGGCGGUGGAUUCGAGAUUUAUGGUUCCCUUUAUGGAAUUGAUCAGGUUAUCUGGACGCAGCUCUAUGAAAAGCGCAGAUUGGGGUGGCUCUGGUGUGGGAAGCUAGACCCUGACACGAGGACAAUUGCUGGGAAAUGGGGCACAAAUGCACAGCUGUUGCCGGGGACAUUUACCCUGACAAAGGACUCAUAGACUCCGUACAAUAUGUAUCUUCUACACCACGCUAUGACAUAGAGGAAUCUAAGCAAGCUCACACUCAAUCAAACUCUCCACCCCCCUGCGCACCGUCCAAAUCUUGAUAAUCCUCAGUCCAACAGACUCAACCAGCGCUCGCCACUGCGUCUCCGUGCGCUCCUGCGACGCAAAGUCGGCCAUCAUGAUGAUAUCCAGACUCGUCGUCUCCCAGUACGCAUUUGUGCUCGGGAUCACGUUCUCGUUGAUCAGGAUCUUGCUGUACCCGCGCUUCAUGGCCGGCACGAGGUUGGAGAGGAUCCGGCGGCAGUCGGCGUCUGUCCAGUCAUGGAGGACGGAGUGCAUGUAGUAGGCUCGUG
Aspergillus calidoustus is the source of this 4845-nucleotide messenger RNA. The record is from the annotation of a GenBank genome assembly. Lineage: Eukaryota; Fungi; Ascomycota; Eurotiomycetes; Eurotiales; Aspergillaceae.